Molecule: messenger RNA, 4640 nt
Organism: Hypanus sabinus (Atlantic stingray)
Lineage: Eukaryota; Metazoa; Chordata; Chondrichthyes; Myliobatiformes; Dasyatidae
Gene: fbln1
Product: fibulin 1
Exons: 18
Coding region: 182-2290 (702 amino acids)
Biological process (GO): extracellular matrix organization
Cellular component (GO): extracellular region
Molecular function (GO): calcium ion binding; peptidase activator activity
Source: RefSeq, a predicted model, not a curated record
GCAAUGGUCAAGGAAAACUGUUCAAGUCUUGUCUAUUGCACUGUUACAUGACAGAAGAUUUCAUAUUAGAUGCUUACAAACAGAAGACCAAGAAUCCAAUGCCUUUAAUUCAACAAAAUUAAAGGAAAAUGUCUUUAUUGCAGUUAUUCCUGAAGGGCUGUCAGAAUUUGUUUACAGCCUGAUGGAUCUCCCUGCUAGAACCUCGAAAAUAUUACUCAGUCUGAUACUAUUCAGACUACAAGUCACAGUGCAGAGUCCAUUCGAUAGUUGCUGUUUCGAUGGAUUGGAGUGGGCUACUCAGCAAAGGGAGUGUGUUUCCCCCCCCGACAAACUGGAAGAUUUGUUUUGCAGAAUAGCAUGGGAGCAAUGUUGUCAAAUAAAGCUGAAGGAGAUCCACUGUGAAAACGGUAUAAAGGUGGCCAGAGAAAAUCAAGUGUGCACUGCAUUUAAUACUGUCAUAGGACAAUGCAACACUGGUAAGGAAUGCUGUCAAUGCUGUCUUCUUGGCAAAGAAGCUAAAAUCAAAAGACACAGUUGUGAAGCAAAUGAAGCUCUGGGAUACCAGUGUGGACAAGCUUUCAGAGCAUGCUGUGUAGGAAAUCAAGAAACCACUGGUACUUCAGCCAUCAACAACCAGACAACAGUAAAUUCAAUCUCAGAUCAUGAAAUGAGAAAGUUACCAGCAGAACUGGAGGAUCCAUUCCUGAAUGACCGAUGUAGAGGAGGAGGACCCUGUCAGCAGCGUUGCACUGAUACAGGGACAAGUGUUAACUGUUCCUGCUACGUUGGCUACAAGCUGAAUGAUGACCAGCGAACAUGUGAAGAUAUCAAUGAAUGUUUGUUGCUGAUUCAUCAAUGCCAAACAGGAGAGCGCUGCAUCAAUAGUAUUGGGUCAUAUCAGUGCCUGCGUGAGAUAAGCUGCGGCACAGGAUAUGAACUGACUGAAAACAAUGAAUGCAAAGAUAUCAAUGAGUGUGAGAUUGGAAUUCACAAUUGCGGGCUCAAUUUCAUCUGCCAGAAUACAAAAGGAUCCUUCCGCUGCCGGCCGAAUAUCCAGUGUGGACCUGGAUUUCUGCAGGAUGCUCUGGGAAACUGUAUAGAUGUCAAUGAAUGUAAUAAUUUUCCCUUUCCCUGCAAACCUGGUUAUAUCUGCAUCAAUAACAUCGGUUCAUAUAGCUGUCAGCACAAUGCUGUAAACUGUGGCCGAGGCUAUCAUCUCUCCAUGGAUGGUUCAAAUUGUGUAGACAUUGAUGAAUGUGCAGGCCCUCAGAACCCUUGUGGUGAAGGACAUUUGUGCAUAAAUUCACCUGGUAGUUUUUACUGCAAUUGCAACAAAGGGUACAAUUUCAACAGCAUUUCCAGAACAUGCAUUGAUGAAAACGAAUGCCGUCGUUACCCAGGACGUCUCUGUGCACAUAAUUGUCAGAACACUCCAGGUUCCUACUAUUGCAGCUGCAGCAUUGGCUUUAAACUCUCAUCUGAUGGGAGAAACUGUGAAGACGUGAAUGAGUGUGAGAUCAAUCCUUGCAGUCAAGAAUGUGCUAAUGUCUUCGGCUCGUACCAGUGUUACUGCCGCCGUGGUUACCAGCUCAGUGAUGCAGACGGAAUAACCUGUGAAGACAUUGAUGAAUGCGCAUUACCUGCUGGAGGCAACAUUUGCUCCUAUCGAUGUGUCAAUAUUCCUGGAAGCUUCCAGUGUGCUUGUCCAGUUGCUGGCUAUGCUCUUGCAUCUAAUGGGCGUAACUGUCAAGAUAUUGAUGAAUGUGUUACAGGGACGCAUAACUGCUCUGGUACUGAGACAUGCUUCAAUGUCCAAGGGAGUUUCCGUUGCCUGACUUUUGACUGCCCAGAAAACUAUCGACAGUCUGGAGAUGCGUUAAACUUGGAUAGGACAGAGACAAUUCGAUGUAUAAAGUCUUGCCACCCAGGUGAUACAUCCUGCAUACUAGACCCAGUUAACACGGUCUCCUAUACUGUCGUUUCUCUGCCAACCUACAGGGAGUUCACUGGACCAGUAGAGAUCAUAUUUCUCCGAGCAUCAGCUCCAGUUUACUCCAACGUCCAGUUAGAGAUUAUGUUCCGCAUCACUGAAGGAAACAUACGUAACUCCUUUGACAUUAUUAAACGAUAUGAAACUGGUAUUACUAUUGGUGUGGUUCGAAUGGUGAAACCAAUUGUUGGACCCUUCACUUCUACCUUAAAGCUGGAAAUGGACUACUAUAUGUCAGGGCAACUGUCUCACCGCAACAUUGUUUAUGUUUACAUGUAUAUUUCAGAAAAUUGGUUCUAGAAGCUUUGUUCACACAAAGAUAAUCUGCAGCACCACACUGGUUAACCAUUGAAUAUUACAGGAAAAAUAUUAUACUUCACCUCUGCUCCACAGAUACUAGCACCUGUGUAAGAAAGAUGCUUAAAGCAAAGCUGCAUGCUAUUGGAAGAUCCACAUUUCCUCUCAGACUUACAUUCAGAAUAAAAGUUUUUAAAAAAAUCACUUAGUGCAUUUUAUAUACUUCAAAUAAAAAAAUUAGAAUAACUAGGUUUCAUUAUGGAGUAAGCCAAGGAGAGACUAAUAAAAAUGCAAAGCCUUGAUACUUGGAACAGGUGAUCAGCUGAGCAAUGGUAUAUUAUUUUCCUGCACCCAAGCAACAAUAGGUGAUAGCCAAACAUGAAUUACCUUUGUUAGUCUGCAACCAACAUUUUUGUUUGUCUGUGUUCUUUUUGCACUGCACUAAAACAGUUUUAAUUUCUAAUAAAAUUCAGCAAAUGUAUUUUUAGGUUAAAUAGACUAGUGAGCAAUAUUCAUUGGCCCUUUGCACUCUGAAUAUUUUGAAAAUGACAGCAGUAUUUGUAAUGUGAUAAUAGUUUGAAGGCAAAUGAAGGUGGAAAUGACAGAAAGAACAUUAUAAAGAAGUUACUGAUGUGUAUCAAUUUUACACCCAAAUUUCCUAGUUUUGUUAGCAUACAGUAGAACAUAAAAAGUUAGCAAAGUCAGGAGAAAUCUAUAAAAACAAACAGACUUUGCAGAAUAUAACUGCACCACAUCAUUUUAUUUCCAAGUAUGAAAUAUAAAAAUUUCUGAAACAUCAUCUUUCCUUAGUAUGGAAGAUCUGCAGUUUUUUUAGCUUUGGUUGAUUACAGUCCCUUAAAAUGCAUUUAAAAAUAUAAAAAUACAUACAGGUUGUCCCACAUACUGAUUGGAUUCCAUCUUUACAGACAUCCUUAAAUCAAUUUUGUCCAUAAGUUGGGAAAUAAACAAAAAUGACUUGAUUUGAUAAUCAUACCUUCACAGUAUUGUAAUGGAAGUCCUAAAGACUGAUAAAAAAGAACGAUUAUUAAAAGUGGAGUGAAAGAGGAAACUAGUUCCACUGUUCAUAGAGAAAAACAUAUUUAAGGAUAUGUAGGGCUGUUCAUAAGUUGGGCAUCUGCAUGUAAACAAAGAAAUGUUUAAAACAGCUUAAAAUUCAAAUGAAACAAAACAAAAAUUAACUUACAUCCUGCUGCUCCUAAAAUUCUGGCUUAAUUUUACACUCCUUUUGAAGUAAAAAAGAGAAAAGAAACUUAUGUGCAAUGAACAAUCUGCUGGAGGAACUCAGCGAGUUAAGGAGCAUCUGUGAGAGAGAAAGAAAUUGUCUAUAUGUCCAUAACUUCCACAGAUACUGCUCAACUUGGUGUGAUCUUCCAGCAGAUUAUUUGUUGCUCCAUAUACAACAUAUGCAGUCUCCUGUGACUCUAAAGGAACUUGUAUGUAUGCCUCUUUAUUCAGAUGUUGGAGCCAUUUUAAUGAGGUUAAAUGUAUCUGAAUACAGGUGGAAAAAGUAGUGCACCAAAUUAUGUAGAGACUUGUUAGAAAACACCAAAACAAAAAUGAGCAGUAGCAAGAAGGAACUAAUGGAAAUAAGUAGAUAAUAUCACACAUCACUCAUUUGCUCCUAAUCUUUUGUGAUAACUUUGUGCUUUACUUUCUCCAGGGCCAGUACAAAUGAAUUUCAACUCCAUGCUGUUCUCAAUGAUAUUAAAAACUGAAACUACAUCUGCAUUUAUACCAAUGUGCAUACCAUUUUGUGCAAAUUCUGAACAGGAGCAAAAGAUAUGCUUUUUAGUUUUAUAUGAUUGUAACACGGUUGCACAACAUUCAUCUUUUCAGUGCUUGUUCAAUCCUGUCAGUGGGAUGAGUCAGUUUAAGUGUGAAUUCUCCAUAAGUCUUUUAAUCUAGUAUUAUAUAUCAAUAGAAUGCACUUUCUCAAUUAUUAUAUUAUCAGCACUGCAAUAUGUUUUAACUCAAUUUUAUGUUGGGAAAAUAAAGGUUUCUGAGGUUUAGAUGUUACUCUACAUAACACACAGUUAUAGACCAACCAAAGUUCCUAUGUAAAAAAAACAUUUGACUAUUUUUAGGCAUGAUGCAACCCUAAUGGAUAAUGAAUGUUCACAUUUGCAAAAUAAAAUUGUCCAUGUAAUACAGGAAAAGUAAGACUUUGUAUAAAUUUUGCAGUGAAACAGUGGCAAUUAAUGUGACUGAAUCCUUGUUUUAUAAUACUGUAGGUUGCCUAGAAACAUCAAAGAAUGACAGUGUAGAUUGACUUGUCUGUUCUUUUGAAAGAAAAAUCCUAAUGCUUAUGUACAAAAAUAAACUGUUAAUCCAA